CACCCCCAGUGGGACCCCAAGAACACUCAGAGGCAAGAGCAGCAAGGACGAGGCAGAUCUCCAAGCCACUGAUGGAGAAGAAGCGACGGGCGCGCAUCAACGUGUCGCUGGAGCAGCUCCGGUCGUUGCUGGAGAAGCACUAUUCGCACCAGAUCCGGAAACGCAAGUUGGAGAAGGCCGACAUCCUGGAGCUGAGCGUCAAGUACAUGAAAAGCCUCCAGAGCUCGGUGCAAGGGCUCUGGCCCGUCCGCAGCGGCGCCGAGUACGCGUCGGGCUUCCGGGGCUGUCUGCCGGGCGUUAGCCAGCUUCGGCGGCGCGGAGAGGGCGGCGGCGGCGGUGGGCUGCGCUGCCCGCUGGUGCCCGAGCGCACGGUGGACAGCACCAUGGACAGCGCCAGUCCCCGCCCGGAGGCGCCCACGCGCUGCGGCCCCUGCGCCCCCGCCAUUUGGGCCCCUAAUCCGGGCGCCAGCGGCUCGCGGUGCCCGCCAUCCAGGCUCCUCCUCCCUGGCGGUCUCCCCGGCCCGUCCACCCACGUCCCGGCACCGCAGCCGGCGUCUCGUCACGGCGCCGAGAGCCCGGGGUCGGGGAUGCGCCUGUGGCGGCCCUGGUAAGGCCCCAGGCGUGGCCUCGGACUCAAGGGGUCCCCCGUCUGGUCUGCCGGCGCAGAGACAGUUUGCAGCGCGCCCGUGUGACGACCGGGACCUCAAACGUCCGGGGAGGGUGGCCGGGAGGGUGGCCAGGAGGGUGCCGCGUGCCCGAGAACGCAAUGAAACACGCGUGGCCUCGGUGGGCCGGGGCCUGAGCCUCUAGGCAGA
This is a messenger RNA of Myotis lucifugus (little brown bat), 815 nucleotides long. RefSeq names its product hes family bHLH transcription factor 3 (gene HES3). Gene Ontology annotation, molecular function: protein dimerization activity; DNA-binding transcription factor activity, RNA polymerase II-specific; RNA polymerase II cis-regulatory region sequence-specific DNA binding. The transcript has 4 exons. The coding region runs from base 72 to 611 and encodes 179 amino acids. NCBI's taxonomy places the organism in Eukaryota, Metazoa, Chordata, Mammalia, Chiroptera, Vespertilionidae. Gene Ontology annotation, cellular component: nucleus. Gene Ontology annotation, biological process: regulation of neurogenesis; anterior/posterior pattern specification; regulation of transcription by RNA polymerase II. The record is from RefSeq and is a predicted model, not a curated record.